Messenger RNA from Aspergillus campestris IBT 28561, 1704 nucleotides. RefSeq lists its product as uncharacterized. The coding region runs from base 424 to 1704 and encodes 426 amino acids. The transcript is spliced from 2 exons. The record is from RefSeq and is a predicted model, not a curated record. NCBI's taxonomy places the organism in Eukaryota, Fungi, Ascomycota, Eurotiomycetes, Eurotiales, Aspergillaceae.
GGCAGUGGCGCUGGGGUAUCUGUCGUGGGCGGUGCGGGCGGGCAGUCGGUUGGCGCCGUUGGUGCGCGGCGGGGCGGGGAUACUGUACGGGGCGGCGGCGGUGUUGACGGUGGGGAUUGUACCGUGGACGAUCGUGGGGAUGUCUGCUACGAAUGGGAAGUUGUUGGAGGUUGCUGAUGGGAAGGGGAAGGGGAGGGAGAAGGAGGUGGAAGGGUUGUUGGAGAGGUGGAGGGUGUUGAAUGCGGUGCGGGCUGCGUUGCCUUUGUUAGGGGGGGUGGUCGGGUUCUGGGCAUCGUUGCCUUGAUCUAUAUUAACUUUGCUCUGUCACUAAUAAAUUGGGCUGUUCUUUGUAUCCUAUCCAGGAGAAAGUGGUGUUGUGGAAAUGAGUGUUACCUCGGUGCGAUCGGCAUAAUCGGCGAUGAAAUGCCAAGCACCGGUGCUUUUCAGUCAGAAAUCAGGAAUACGAAUCGCCCGAAUCAGCCUGUGGGAAGAACUAGUAUAUAUAUAGCAGCGCUAAGUGUACUAAGUGUAAGGCUGGUUCCUCCACUACCUUAUAUAUCACUCGCACGUUCCUUAUUCUCCGUCUCAAUUGAUCUAUCAUACAAUCAUAACUUCUAUGCACGAAUAUCAACCGACACCAUGAGCGUCAGCGAUACUGAGAGUAUCCGAGGAAACCAAUUCCAAACCACCCAAACCUUCCCCCUCGCCCACCCUCCCCCUCCCAAAUCCCAAACCACCCACCGUCUGCGACUCACCCCGCGACGACUCCUCCAACUGCAACAACUGUCCUCCCGAAACACCACCACCAUCAACACCCCCGCCCUCAUCCCCGUCCUCGACCUCUUCCGCCCCGCCCGCCUCUCCAAACCCGUCCUCCCCACCGGUCGCAAAGUCCGCGGUCAAGAUCUCUACUUAGCACAGAAUGAGGGUUUCUCGGGUCUCUCUUUUUCAUCCGACAGUAACAGCCACGCGAAGCGGAAAGCGGCAGGACGGUCGAAAUUGAGUCGUUCGCUGUCGCGCUCGUUAUCCACGAAACCAACCAGUGGAAAGAGCAAGAACAAGAACAAGAACAAGAAAAAAGACACAGAAACAAAUGGAACCGAACCGGCGAUCGCUCGACCAGGCCCAGAAGUAAUAGUCAGCGUACUCCACCGCGGGCCGAACCAGUCCCAGUCCCAGAAAAAGAAGAGCAAGAACAAGGACAAAUCCCCCAAACAAUCCCCCCUAGAAGAGAACGGCAAAGAAGAAAAAGAAAAAGAAGAGAUCACCUUCCCUCUAGACGGUACAACCUGGACCGCCUCGCGCUCCCCAGACGGCUCCAGAUACCGCUUCGAGAUGCGGCCCACCUCAGAACACCACCACACGUCUAUCGCGCUGGAGUGGGAGAGACGGCUUCCCAAGAAUGCCUCCUCGGCUGGGUCGAGCCCUGCUGGUUCUACUACCGGGAAUGCGAAUGGUACUACCAGUGAUGCGAAUAAUAAAAGUCGGUUUGUAUUAUGUAUCGCGGAAUCAGGCAUGCGCAAACCCUGGCUGGCGACGUUAACAGCGAAAGGCGUGCGCAUCGGGUCCUGGGAUCGCGCGCAGCGGGAGAGACUCUGUGGGUGUGUUGGGUGGAGGGAGGAGGAGGCGGAUGCGGGGUUCUACACGCUUGUUUUGACGCUGGGGGUGUGGGUGGGUGUUGCGGAGGGGUGGGUUUCUUAUUAG